Molecule: messenger RNA, 2151 nt
Organism: Iphiclides podalirius (scarce swallowtail)
Lineage: Eukaryota; Metazoa; Arthropoda; Insecta; Lepidoptera; Papilionidae
Source: the annotation of a GenBank genome assembly
AUGGAUUCUUCAAGAAGAGGCAACGCCGACGACCAACGAUGCAUUCUUGGAUUGCAAGAUUUAAAAAUAUGUAACACAAAUGAGAACGAUACUGAGCAAGCGCACAAUGCUUCAACUUCGUCUACAAGUCCCGCUGGUAAAACUAGACCUGUAGGAGCUAUCGAGAGCUUAACGCUGGACAGCGCCCCAACUAAUCGUCAAGAUUAUAGUUUUUAUGAAAGAUCUAAUGUGAUAGCAUCGUCUAAAUUCGCAACGCCGAAACGCGUAGAGACGAUUGCUUCAAUAAAUAAAUCAGACAUCAAUACCACUGCUUUGCCCGCAAGCCCUACCCGAUCAGUCGACAGUAUUUCGCAAAGGUCUCUCAGCUACCAAACUGAUGAUUUAUAUGAAAUACCUGGAAAUACUACUUCACAGUACCCUCCGCCUGUUUAUGAAAACAUAGACUAUUACGGCGAACAACGUUCACCGCAGCCUCCCUACUAUCAUCAGAUUUAUCAGCAGGGACCACCUCUUCCUGUUUCCGAUGGAUAUUACGACACUCGGUAUAGCAAAGCUCAACCUCAAGUGCCAGUGAAUUCGAAAGCUAAAUUAAAACCAUCUGUUUAUGAGAAUAUGCUUUGUUCAGAUAAUGAUAAAAAAAGUGACUAUAAGUUGCCACAGAAUCAAGAGCAGCAAUUUGUGCAACAGGGAUCCAUUCCAGGACCUCAAGUACCAAACUCAUCAUUAAAUAGAACUGUAUUACAUAUGCCCAAUGAGAAAGCAAAGAUUGAAAAAGGUCUACCUCCUCCACCUUACAAUAAACCUCAAAAUAAUCACAGUGGUGAUUACACUAUAAUGAAAUCUGCACCACCUAAAUAUACAGAUGUAAGUGCUCUUUUAAAGAGUGACAAUUCAGUCAGCUUUGAUGAUAAAGUGGUUACAAUACCAUCAACAGCUAUAUAUGCAUCAAUAGCACCAAGUGCACAAAGACCUAAAGCGAAUAUUGCCACUGAAGUUAAAACUUUAACUCCUGCCCCAAAAUUCUUUCAUCCUAAGCCUAAUAUUGGUAAUGGGCUUGGAAAAGACAAGUCAGCAAGUUCAGUGCCAGUUAAUGAAGGGUACAAUGUUAAGUCACCUUUAAAUACUAGAAUGCAAAUUGUGGAUGACACUAAUGGUUCUGAUUAUGUAUGCAUGACUGGAGGUUCUUCGGCAGCAGCUGUAGCUGCCGCUACAAGGGACAAUGUUUCACUUGCUUCCGAAUCAAUAGGAUCUAGGAAUUUGGUAUCGGGCUUGACAUCUCUUUGUUCACCAGCACAAUCCCCAGCACCUAGUCCCACACCAAGUUCUGUGUCACAAGUUUCAGCUGGUUCAAGGGGUUCAGGUGGAAGGGGGAAAAGCCUUUUACCUUACAGCAUCACUCCACCUCGCCCUCCAGGCCCUAGUGAGGCUCAGCGAAAAAUUGAAGAACUUACAAGACAGCUUGAAGAAGAAAUGGAGAGGCAGGAUGAAGAUGGAGAGUACUUUGGCAUAUGUCACACAUGUAGGGGUGGAGUUACUGGUGCUGGUCAAGCAUGCCAAGCUAUGGGUAAUUUAUACCAUACCAACUGUUUUAUUUGUUGUUCCUGUGGGCGGGCAUUACGAGGCAAAGCAUUUUACAAUGUUCAUGGGAAAGUUUAUUGUGAAGAGGAUUAUCUGUACUCUGGGUUUCAACAAACAGCUGAAAAGUGUGCGAUCUGCGGUCAUUUGAUCAUGGAAAUGAUUUUACAAGCUAUGGGCAAAUCUUACCAUCCUGGUUGUUUUCGAUGCUGCAUAUGCAAUGAGUGUUUGGAUGGUGUUCCCUUUACUGUUGAUGUGGACAACAAAAUCUACUGUGUUAACGACUACCAUCGCAUGUUUGCACCAAAAUGUGCCAGUUGUGGAAAAGGUAUUACACCAGUAGAGGGCACAGACGAAACAGUGCGUGUAGUGUCUAUGGACAGGGACUUCCAUGUUGACUGCUACAUGUGUUGUGUCUGUGGAAUGCAAUUAACAGAUGAACCAGAUAAACGUUGUUAUCCUUUGGCAGGAAAAUUAAUGUGUCGCGCCUGUCAUCUGGCUACCAUUGGGGCUGCAACAGGUCCUGGCAUGCCACCGGCACCACAUUUAUCCCCAGCUUCUUAUAAGUAUAUGGGU